Colletotrichum navitas is the source of this 2290-nucleotide messenger RNA. RefSeq lists its product as uncharacterized. Lineage: Eukaryota; Fungi; Ascomycota; Sordariomycetes; Glomerellales; Glomerellaceae. The record is from RefSeq and is a predicted model, not a curated record. The transcript has a single exon. Bases 346 to 2235 code for a protein of 629 amino acids.
GCCGUGACAUAGCUAGUAACUAUAGCAUAGGCAGACCGCCAUAUGAAGUGAAUUACUGCUUUACUACCGGAUGAUCGGAUUCAAUGCCUUGAUCUUAUUGGCCUUACCCAGCUCUUUGCAGAAAUGGGGUCACGUAGCACUUGAUAGAAUUGGUUUAUGGCAAGCAAGGUCGACCUAUACUGUGCAACAAAAGCUCCAUAAAGGCUCCAUAUCAAUAGGUGCCGACUUUUUCCAUAAAUACCUUGGAUCCUUCGCCGAUACUGGGCAGAUUCAGCCAUCACUUUUGUUAAACAACGAGCAAGAUUUCACAACACAUCCUCUAAGAAUUUCUCUUCAAGUCACACAAUGGCCGCUGUCACAGUCGAAAAAUAUGCCCAGGAGCGGAACAAACGAAUUCGCGCCGAUGGAACUGCCCAGUACAUCAACCUCGAAGACACCAGCCUUGGAGAUCUAGCUGCCGAUCCAUGGGUGGAUUACAACGCGCUUGCAUCUCAGCAUCCACCUCUGGAAGAUGGUGGUGCUACGAAAUUCCUUGUCAUUGGUGCAGGCCACAAUGGCCUCCUGUUUGCGGCCCGUCUGAUUGAUGCUGGCUUUGAUCCCAAAGACAUAGUGCUUGUGGAUAUUGCUGGCGGAUAUGGAGGCACCUGGUACUGGAACCGGUACCCGGGCCUUAUGUGCGAUAUCGAAGGGUACUGCUAUCUACCCUUACUCGAGGAGACAGGCUAUAUCCCAAAGCACAAAUACUCUUUUGGCGACGAGAUUAGAGGCCAGUCAGAGCGGAUUGCAGCCCAAUAUCGCCUUCAAGCCAUGUUCUCCACCAAAGUUGAUAAACAAGUCUGGGACGAGACAAACGGGCGAUGGAUUGUAGACCUAACCCAAUCCUUUGGGAAAGUUCGGCCCCCAAGAACUAUGACGGUACAGGCCCAGUUUCUUUUCACCUGUGGAGGUAUACUUGCUGUCCCUAAAGUCCCAAAAGCUCCAGGCUUUGCCGACUUCAGCGCUCGCAACCAGCUUUUUCACACCUCCCGAUGGAACUACAACAUUACUGGUGGCAGCCAAGAGCACCCGGACCUUACCAACCUGAAAGAUAAGCGUGUGGCCAUCAUCGGAACCGGGGCCACCUCAGUCCAGGCUGUGCCGCAUCUUGCCAAGUGGGCCAAGCAUCUCUACGUGAUCCAGAGAACGCCCUCAUACUGCGGCGAGCGACGGCAACAGGACACAACGCCGGAGUCUUGGGCCAAAGUGGCCACAGGCCCAGGUUGGCAGCGACGGAGGAUGGCCAAUUUGGACAGUUUCUUGACUGCGAACCCGCAGCCCAUUGACCUCGUUAAUGAUGGCUGGACGAGAAACCAAGCUCGUUCCGGCGUGCUCGGGAGCAACUCAAGGAUAGUGGACCCAGCAGCAACAGGAGAGCACAUCAAUGCACUCUUGAAGAUGGACACGCCCAUUGCCGACGAACUGCGGGCUCGCAUCGAUCGGGAGGUUCGAGACGUAGCAACUGCCGAGAAACUUAAACCCUGGUAUCCUGGGUGGUGUAAAAGACCCACCUUCAAUGACGACUACCUCGAGACCUUUAACCGGAGUAACGUCACACUCGUGGACACGAACGGCAAGGGCAUUGAUCGAUAUACGGAGCGCGGCCUUGUGAUUGGGGGCCAAGAGCUGGACAUCGAUGUACUUGUUCUCGCUACUGGAUUCCACCUCUCGACUCAUCAGGGGCCCGAGGACAGGAUGAAUGCCCCCAUAACUGGACGUAACGGACGCCAUCUGAACGACAAGUGGGAAUCCCUCGAUUUCGGAACCCUUUUUGGUGUUGCUGUCAACGGUUUUCCUAAUCUUUUUGCCUUUUUCAAUGCUGGAAAUUCAACCUCGUUUAACUUCACCUCUCUAUUGGACGAGAAUGCGCGCCUAAUUGCACAUAUCAUUGCACAGGCUACACAGAAGUCAUCUAAGCCCGAACGUCUAGUUAUUGAGGCCUCUAAAGAUGCCGAAGACAAGUGGAUGGAGGAAGUCGUGAAGCGCGCAGGGUGGUACUCAGCUCUGUCCAUCUGUACACCUUCCUACUUUACUGCCGAGGGACGAGCGACUCUGGAGCCACAGACACCUGAGCAGGCUCUGAUUGCAAGCCGAAAGUCUGCCUGGGGGACAGGCCCUGAUGACUACCAACGUAUUGUAGAAGAAUACAAAAUGCGGACGGAGAACAAACUUGAAGGCUUUUCUGUCUAUGAGGUAUAGGGUGUAUUUAUAUUCUUAAAUAGAUUUUUAGAAUAGAAGUUAGAAUCUCAGCUCA